Molecule: messenger RNA, 783 nt
Organism: Platichthys flesus (European flounder)
Lineage: Eukaryota; Metazoa; Chordata; Actinopteri; Pleuronectiformes; Pleuronectidae
Product: macrophage mannose receptor 1-like
Exons: 3
Coding region: 1-783 (260 amino acids)
Source: RefSeq, a predicted model, not a curated record
AUGGAAGGGAUCAUCCUUGGUGUCUUGUGUCUCUCAGGGUGCCUCACCUUCUCCACAUGCCUCCUCCAUCAGUGCCACUUUGUGUCUGAUGCAAAGACUUGGACUGAAGCUCAGAGCUACUGCAGAGAGAAGUACACAGACCUGGCCACUAUUGAAAACACUGAAGAAUUGGAGAAACUUAAGAACAUAGUUUCCACCGCUGGUGACAGCUCUGAGGUUUGGAUCGGCCUGUACAGUCAGAGUGACUGGAAGUGGUCAGAUGGGUUCACAGGGACUGGAGCUGAAUAUAGGAACGGGGCUCUUACUGACCCCCUCAAUGUAGAAGCCAAUGAGCUCUGUGUGGUCCAGAAGUAUGAUGAAUGGCAUGAUAUUGAAUGCCAUGCACAGAAUCAAUUUGUCUGCUACAAUGGAUCAUUAGAGGAUUCUGAAUUUGUGCCAGUGACUACAGUCAAGAAUUGGACUGAGGCUCAGAGGUACUGCAGAGAACACUUCACAGAUCUGGCCACUGUGAGGAGCUACACUGACAGAGACAAGAUAAAGAAAUUGAGUGCACUUCUCAAUUGUGCAUGGAUCGGUUUGUACAGAGAUCAUCAGAUUUACUGGUCCGACGGGAGUAACUACUCAUUCAGCUCCUGGUAUCAGAGGCGACACCCACUCGGCUCGAUGAAAGUCCAAUGUGGUGUCGCAGAUUUGGAGAAUGAAGGAAAAUGGAGGUUAUUUUCCUGUGAAGAACCAAAACCAUUUGUCUGCUACAACAUGCGUGGAUGGUGCUUCCUUGAGUAA